Messenger RNA from Trifolium pratense (red clover), 2407 nucleotides. RefSeq names its product probable histone H2A.2. The transcript is spliced from 5 exons. Gene Ontology annotation, molecular function: DNA binding; protein heterodimerization activity; structural constituent of chromatin. NCBI's taxonomy places the organism in Eukaryota, Viridiplantae, Streptophyta, Magnoliopsida, Fabales, Fabaceae. Bases 325 to 1056 code for a protein of 243 amino acids. Gene Ontology annotation, cellular component: nucleosome. The record is from RefSeq and is a predicted model, not a curated record.
AGACACGGUGGCAAUGUUGUAAUUACGUUGAAAUUUGUUUUAAUUGGAUUUCACUACUGAUUUGGUCUUCAACCGUAGUGGAAUCCCUUAACAUAUGUUUCGCGAAGCUUAGUGUUCAUUUGUUCAUUCAUUCAUUCCCAAUCCCUAACAUAUGUUUCGCGAAGAGCGAAGAACGAAGAACGAAAUUCUUCCUCGUCAAUUCCCAAUCACCAAUCAUCAUCUUCUCCAGAACGAAACAAGGUCAUCAAUCAUUCUAAGUUUCAUCUUCAUCACACUCUUCAUUUCUUACUUCACAAAACACCGAUUUCAAUUUUCAAUCUCGCAAUGGAUACUUCCCCAAAAUCGAAGAAAGGAGCUGGAGGAAGGAAAGGCGGAGGUCCAAGGAAGAAGUCAGUCACCAGAUCCACCAGAUCCGGUCUUCAAUUCCCCGUCGGAAGAAUCGGCCGUUACUUGAAGAAAGGUAGAUACGCUCAGCGUGUUGGUACCGGUGCUCCGGUUUACUUAGCCGCUGUUCUUGAAUAUCUUGCUGCUGAGGUGCUUGAAUUGGCUGGGAAUGCUGCACGUGAUAACAAGAAGAAUAGGAUAAUCCCUAGACAUGUGUUGUUGGCUGUGAGGAAUGAUGAAGAACUUGGAAAAUUGCUUGCUGGUGUUACAAUUGCUCAUGGUGGUGUUCUUCCAAAUAUUAACCCAAUUCUUUUGCCUAAGAAGACUGAUAGAUCUACUGCUGCUAGUAAGGAACCAAAGUUUUUAUCUUUUAAUCAUUUUUUGUUUAUAAAGUUUUUGUCUUUGCGUUGUUUUGAACAUGGAGUUGAAGCUAGAUUGGAGGUUUGGUUGAUAAAACUGCUUUCACUGGGAAUUAAUGUUGCAGCAGGCGUAUAUCAGUGGGAUGUUGAAUCCAAGUUACUUAAAGCAAGAAUGAAAAUGCAACAGAAGUAUUUGGAUCAGUUUUACAUGUUGUAUGAUGACUUUAACAUUACUAAGCUUCCACUUCUUCCACAAGAGGUCAGUUUUCAUGUUCUUGAUAUUCAGAGUCCAUGUUAUCAACUAUGUUGUUAAUUGAGCGCGCUAUAGCAGCAUAGUGUGGUCAGUUUUCUUAUCAAUUUUGUAAUUUUGAAACCCAUGUGACAAUUGUUUUGGAUACACAUGGUCAACUAGUAUCUCUUUACAAGCCUGGUGGGCCAGUUCUUGCCUAUACUUCUGCUAUUCAGGACUGUGUUGCCUUGACCAGGCAAAGAGUAAAGGAACUAAAAAGCUUCUUAGACGAAGCAAAUUCUGCUAUGGAGGUUGAGUAGAAUUAUAAAUUAAUCUUAACAUUUUUGAGUAAAGGAACUACAGGUGGUCCAAAGUGGUUGCACAAACAAAGGCCUCGUACGGACGAAAGCUAUCUUGGAGGUUCCGCUAAUAGAUACGGCCCGAGAGGACAAACUGAUUUGGGUAGACGAUAUGCAUCUACACAGUCAAGUCUGGAUAUAAAUUCAUAUUACAGAGUCUGGCUCAAAGUGACAUUCUACAAGUGGAAGGCGAAUGGAAUGCUAUUUGGCGCGCUGCUGCACCGCACAAAAUGCGCCAUCUGUUAUGGCGAUUGUGCAGAGGUAGUGUGCCCACAAGGAUUCGCUUAUUACAGCGUCAUGUAAACUGUCCGUCUAUCUGUCCAGUUUGCGAUCAAGAGGAGGAGGACGAUGUGCAUGCUUUUUUUACUUGUUCGGUAACAAAAGAAAGCUGGCGAGUAGCAGGUUUAAAUGAUAUAUGUUCCUAUGGCGAUACGCGGGGUCUGAACGCUGCUUAAAUGUCUUUGCAAUAUGUAAGGCUCAGGACAGUGCAACUGUUGGUCGUGUAGCAGCACUAUUGUGGUGUAUUUGGCAUAACCGCAACGAUAUAGUGUGGAACAACGUUCUGCAGACCUCCAGCCAAAUCGGGAAGUGGUCUUGUAACCUAUACAAUAUUGCAUAAUAUAGCCUUUCAUGUUGAUUGUUUUCUAAAAAUUAUGUGGUUGCAGAUGUACUACUUUGUCUACUCAGAGAAACCUUGUUCGUCGUUCAUUGCGCUGCUUCGUCGGUCCACCGUUCACCGAUUCUUGAAGUUGUUUGCCAUAUUCCUUCGUUUCUGUGUUGAUUCGGUAUUCGGUAUCUUUCAGUUUAUCUCUCAACUCCCUUGUUUUUCUUUUCUUCUGUUUAUCUUACAAUUUUGAAGAUUUAUGCUUCAUGAGAGAAUUUUCUUUAAAUGCUAAUUGUAUUGCUGUGACAUUGUGAUACCAUAUAUGCUUAGCCCGCUAUCUCUCAUUGUUAUUCCAUUAUUUACAAACUUCUACCUGUUAUACUUCCCAUUACUAUAGCUAGAAUUCCAGCUAUAUGUUUGAUAAUUUUGUUUUUGUAUGCAAUGCAGUUUGCUUUAACUCAUCUAUCACACA